Messenger RNA from Aspergillus steynii IBT 23096, 768 nucleotides. RefSeq lists its product as uncharacterized. The transcript has 3 exons. The record is from RefSeq and is a predicted model, not a curated record. NCBI's taxonomy places the organism in Eukaryota, Fungi, Ascomycota, Eurotiomycetes, Eurotiales, Aspergillaceae. The coding region runs from base 1 to 768 and encodes 255 amino acids.
AUGGCUCAUGGGACCUUUUUCACCGAUAGCUGGGUCCAUGAGUAUGUCGAUUUCAAAAUCCCAUUUCGAUCUAGAUGGACGAUCACGCAACUCAUAUCUGAGUAUCCUCACCAACAGAUCGUGGAACAUGAGGAGCACGAUACCGAACCCAAACUAUCCUAUUCUAGGGCCACAUUCCUCUGUCGAAACGCGCGAAACCCAUCUCAACAAGCUUUCCUGAGAGUAUACAUGCAAAUCCCACACCGAGGCACAGAAGAUGAGCCUGAUUUCGUACGGUCAGCGCAGGCAGGAACCCGCACCCACGAUGAUAUCGAAGCCAUGGCCCUGUUCCACAACAAGCGCGCAAAGCACCUCCCACGAUGUUUGGGCAUGAAAGAAAUAAAACAAGAUAUUCUCGGCUUGGUUCCAGGAGGUUACAUGUCUUAUCUGUUGUGGGAGAUGCUUCCCGGUAUUCGUCUGAAUGAGAAGAGGUUUUGGUCGUUCGACAAGGCAGAGCGUGAUGCCAUUCGGGAAGCCUUUACACCUGCAUAUAAAGAGCUUUAUGGUCUUGGGUUGAAGCCUUUACACUGCGGUCCGAGCCAUUUGCUUUGGGAUUGGGCGUACGACAAAAUUUACAUCAUCGGAUUUGGCUUCAUGGUUCCAGCUUCUGCAGAUAAUACUUGGGAGGAGAAGAUUCACGCAGCGUGGGGACUGGCGAUUCCUCCGGAAGACGGGAAAUGGAGGGAGAUGGGUUGUGUUCCUGAAGCAACAAAGGGAUCGGAACCCUGA